GCAGCAGACAGAGGGAGAAGGAGCAGAGCAUGUUAGAGAAGGAGAGAGAGGUGGGAAGGUACUGUAGAGGUAGGCAGACAGAGAGAUGCGGAGCCACACCGAGCCAGUUCGCAAGCCUGCAACUCUUCACACGCUCGUCAGGGAUCAGGAUGCGUUAUGGAGCGAUGAUGUACCGACUCACUGCAGGAGCAGGCAACGCAGAUAGGAGUUCACCUUGAGCUGGAGUCCAACAGUGACACUCUGGACCUCUGGGAUUACAACAAGCCUUUAUUGAUCCUACACGCGAGAAUUAAUCAGUUCUGACUACCUGCCAAAACUAACUUUUGGAUUACUGGUUCACACUUAUUUCACACCAGAAGGUCUGAAUAAAGGGACAAUCUGCCAGUGACGAAGGCAGAAUUCACAACAGGUUCUCAUUUUUGGCAGACACUUGCCAGCUGUCUUCAAAUCUGACAGCAUCCAUACCCAAGGCUGUGACAUCCACCAUCACACUGGAACCCCGCAAAGCCACCAGUAAGCAGGUCCUGCAGCCCAGGAGCCCUGGAGCCGGCCUGACCUUGGACCGGCUGUCACCUGAACCCCUGCUGGCACCAGCAGAAACGUCCGGCAUGUCUCAGACCGGAGGACGGUUCCACAACAAAAAGGCCGGCAUUCGGGCUGCCGUGAUCCUAAUUGGACUCCUGCACAAGUCUCGCAAAGCCAAGGAGAAGGAGAGGGAGAAAGAGGAGAGCGAAGGGAAACAGGAGCUGCUGAACAUCUCCAACGUUCCUCUGGGAGAAUGCCCCCCCUCACCGCCUCGCACUGCACCACCCAGCAUGAAGUCUGCAGAGUUCUUCGAUAUGCUGGAGAGGAUGCAGGUCCCCAAAGCUGAAGAGACCAAAAAAUGGAAGGAUGACUACAUCCCCUAUCCACGGAUAGAAGAUGUUCUGGAGAAAGGCGGCCCCUACCCCCAGGUCAUCCUCCCGCAGUUUGGCGGUUACUGGAUUGAGGAUGUGGAGGCACCAGCAGGAACUCCGUCCUCAUCAGAGUCCAGCUUCUGUGAGGAGGAGGAUGGAGGAGAGGGCAUGAGUCCUGGUGGGGGGCACAGCUAUCGUCUGGAGUGUAACAGCACGGCCCGAGCUUACCGCAAACACUUCCUAGGCAAGGAGCACAUGAACUACUACUGCACUGGCAGCAGCAUAGGAAACCUCAUCAUGUCUCUGAAACACGAGGAGGCCGAGGGGCAAGAGUUUCUACGCAUCAUGCUCAGGUCGAGGACCAAAACAGUCCAUGAUAGAAUCUCUUUAGCAGGAAUCAACCAGCUGCCCAGUGUACCUCAGAUCGCCAAGCUUUUGUGUGAUGACGCCACAGGGCUGAAGUUCAACCCGGUCCUCUACCCUCGGGGCUCCCAGUUGAUAGUGGCGUAUGAUGAACACGAGGUGAACAACACGUUCAAGUUUGGUGUCAUCUACCAGAAGUUUGGACAGACAUCAGAGGAAGAGUUGUUUGGGAACAAUGAGGAGACGCCUGCUUUCAAGGAGUUUCUCAGUAUCUUAGGAGACAACAUUGAACUCCAGGAUUUUAAAGGGUUCCGCGGUGGGCUGGACGUGUCUCACGGACAGACCGGGUUUGAAUCCGUCUACACCGUCUUCAGACAGAGAGAGAUUAUGUUCCAUGUGUCAACUAAGCUUCCCUUCACCGAGGGCGACGUUCAGCAGCUCCAAAGGAAGAGGCACAUAGGGAAUGAUAUUGUAGCUGCAGUUUUCCAGGAAGAGGCCACACCGUUCGUUCCAGACAUGAUCGCCUCCAACUUUCUUCACGCUUACGUGCUGGUGCAGGCUGAAAACCCCUGUACAGAACACACCACAUACAAGGUGUCUGUUACAGCGAGAGAGGAUGUACCUUCUUUUGGACCCCCUCUCCCAAACCCAGCAGUCUUCAAGAAGGGUCCCGAGUUUCGAGACUUCCUGCUGACAAAGCUGAUCAAUGCUGAAAACGCCUGCUACAAAUCUGACAAAUUCGCCAAACUGGAGGGACGAACACGAGCUGCGCUGCUGGACAAUCUCCACGACGAGCUGCACAGACAGAGCCAGGCCACGCUGGGUCUGGGCCAGGUGGGAGAGGAGGACAAGCUGGAGAACGGGGCACACGGGGGUCUGCUGGAGUCCUUCAAGAGAGCCAUGCGAGUCAGGAGCCACUCCAUGGAGACCAUGGUGGGGUCCCACCGUCACAGGAGCCCCGGGGUGGGAGGUGGGGUCCCAGCCAGCCUUAGUGGAGGAGGACUGCCGCAGAGCACCAGCGAAUGCACAAAGAGCACUUUCACUCCUCCAGCCCUGUCAGCCAAGUCUCCUCUGAAGAGCCCAGUUAAACGGCGCUCCGGACUCUUCCCACGUCUCCACUCCAGCACAGAAAGUCCAUCAGACAAACACACCCGCAGUGACCAAAAGCAUGCAGAGAUCUGCCCUCUGUCCCAUGAAGUCAAGUCAGAGACAUCAUCCAACCCCAGCUCACCUGAGAUCUGCCCCAACAAAGAGAGACCCUUUAUCAAGCUGAAGGAGUGCAGCAGCGGUAGGCCGAACAUCUCUCGUUCUUCAUCCAGCACCAGCAGCUUCAGCAGCACCACAGGAGAAACAGAAGCUCUGGAGGAACUGGAGACUGCCAGCCAUCCAUCUAUGGCUUCUUCCUCUGCCUUCAGUCCUGCCCUCAGUGUCGACAGCCAGGGAUCCGGUACCCCUGUCAUCAUGUGCCGCAGUCCAACAGAUGGGAAAAAUAAGACGUCACCGAGGUCAAACUUGAAGUUCCGCUUUGACAAAAUGAGUCACUCUUCCACGACUUCUGAGUAGCUUUGUGGAACGGAAAAAAACAGACUUGCACAACGGAGGGACAGCGUAGGCCGACGGAGCUGCAAAAAUUACAAAAGAAAAGAAAAAAUACCCAUCGACAACCACAAAAUCACUGUAGAACCACUUCCCAAGCCAAGGAUAAUCUGACCGGGUUACCGACUGCACCAGAGUCCCCACACACCAUAAACUAACUGACUAUACUGUGAGUGUUUAGUGCAGAGAAGCAGCUGAAAUUUCUUUUUAACCAAUGUUUAGCUUCAGAAAUUUGUCAAUACUUGCUGCAUCUUACUUGUUAAUUGUUCACGUUACAUAAGGGUCUUGGCAUGGCUGUUACUGUGAGUGUAGACCGAGCAAGACUUUGUCUCAAACAUUUUGUCUAAUCGAGAGCCAUGAAGACAUUGAAAAAACGAUAACAUGAAACUGCGGCUGAACUGUUACUCUUAACCUAGCCGACUUUUGAGUUUUCGAUGGAAAUAUUAGUCAGACAUCCGGAUGUUCCCUUCUGCCUUUGCCCUUGGACGGUACGUCUGGUAACAGUUCCUCUUUUGCCUAAAAAAGUACACAGAGACACACAAAUGAACAUGUGCACAGACACUUAAUGUACGGUAGAUUUAAACCAAUAAGCCACAACAUUUAAACCACCUGGCUAAUACUGUACAGGUGUCAGUCAUGCUGCCAAAACAGCUCUGAAUCGUUGGGGCGUGGAAAUCAGAAUGGGGAUUUGGUUGUUGGCAUAAGAUCCUUUGGGUCCUGUGGGUUUGGGGGUUGGGACCUCUGUGGAUCAGGAUGUUCUGGCGCAUCCCAUGGAUGCUCGAUUGGUUUGAGAUCUGGGGAGUUUGGAGGCUAGGUUAAAGCCUUGGGCUCUGGGACAUGUACCUUGAGCCAUUCAAGAGCAAGUCCCACAGUCCUGCUAGGGAAGACCACAGCCAUCAGGGGUGUGCUUGGUUUGGAAUAAGGUUUAGGUGAGUGAUAUAUAUCUAAGUAUGGCAACAUCCAUCUAAAUGCCAGGACCCAAGGUUUUCCUGCAGAAAAUUGCAUUUUGACAAGAUGAUCAGUAUAUACACUUCAUUUGUCAGUGGUUUUAGUAUUGUGGCUGAUUGGUGUUCAGUAGCAAAUCCUUGGAAGUGGCAGCACUGGGAGUUUUCUUCCUCCACGGUAGGAGCUGAUCUUGUUCUUUGCAUAUAUAAUUGCUUUUCUAGGAAACACCUAUUAUUUUGGAGAUGCUUUUGUAACCUUGCUAGCUGCUGCAUUGUGUCGGCUGCACUGUAAACACGACAUGUCUCCUCCUAUGACAGCAUUUCUGUAUCUAUAAGGGUCACUUCAAAGCCCUGAACUCAAGUGCUUGGUUAGUGCAAAUUAGCUCAGUAGGGGACACUGCCAACACAUUUUGCCACAAGCUUAUUUUAGCCAAAGCUGCGCCUUACAAUCUAUCAAAAGCCCUUUUCACCACUGGUGUGUUCUUUCUCUGUUUCUCUGUCUGUCUCUCUGUGUGUCUCUCACUAUGUGAGAGGAUAAGAAUCUCCUGGAUCUGGUUACAGCACAGUUGUGGGUAGCCGAUCAUCACCCACAUUUGCUGAAAAUAGACGUUGCACUUUCAGAAAACAUUUCACCUUCUGAUACCUCCCAUUGAAGCUUGCUAGCUCAGUGUAUCGGUGUGUAUGUUCGGUGGUUCUUUUGAACAGGAAGGUCUCCGGGGUUUUAAAGUUUCCCAGCAUGUGAGCCGAUGCAGAAGACUUGAAAAAGAUGCUUCAGGUUAUAAUGAACCAUUGAACCACCUUUGGCAAAAACACUUUGAAUGUGAACUUCAAACUUUUUUUCUUUUUUUUUUGUAUUUUGUAUUUUACGCCUUGUUAGUUGCUAUUACAAAGUCUCUUAGAAGUAAAGUGCAAAACCAGUUGCUCACAAGCACAACAGGCCCAUAGGUCUGCUCUAAUCCUCAACUAUACCAUGACAUUAACCUGGAGUUGCACAAACUGGAGUCAGUAAAGAAAAGCUUAAAGACACACAGAUGUGUUUCCAGUGUGACCAAACUGGUAGGUGUAUGAGAGGAAUGUCUAUGGAACUUUAAUGUGUAGGGAACCAUUCCUGUAGCUGAGGAUGACUUAACAGUGUCUAAAAGUUUGAAAGCUCAGUUUGCCCAAAUUACAAAUAUCCUCUGUAAUUUAGGUGACCUCUUAACUUGCCAGGAAACUAUUCUCAGUUAGUGUAGACCAGUGAUUACCUCGAGGAAGAGAAGCAGGGACAGAAAUCCUCUGGACAGAAGCGGAAAGUUCAGAUGUUGUUUAGUUCGUAGCAGGUAUCGCCUAAAACGCCCUGCAGCCUUUUCUCUGUAAAAAAAAAUGCUUAAUUUAUUAAACGAUUCUUUUGCAUUGAUGUCAUGUAAAAAUGUCACUGCAGAGUACGCUAAUUAAUAAGGUAAAAUUAUUAAAGGAAAUAUAUUAAUUUAAAAGAUGUCUAAACAUAUGUAUAUGUAUAUUUGGUUAUGUAAUGUGCCAUUGAGAAUUUAUUCUAAAAUAAAAUGUUGUAUUUUGUGUCA
This is a messenger RNA of Acanthochromis polyacanthus (spiny chromis), 5358 nucleotides long. It is a transcript of the gene rap1gap2a, whose product is annotated as RAP1 GTPase activating protein 2a. Lineage: Eukaryota; Metazoa; Chordata; Actinopteri; Pomacentridae. The record is from RefSeq and is a predicted model, not a curated record. Gene Ontology annotation, molecular function: GTPase activator activity. Gene Ontology annotation, biological process: activation of GTPase activity; regulation of small GTPase mediated signal transduction. Bases 609 to 2822 code for a protein of 737 amino acids. The transcript is spliced from 23 exons. Gene Ontology annotation, cellular component: plasma membrane; cytoplasm.